Carya illinoinensis is the source of this 1461-nucleotide messenger RNA. RefSeq names its product N-carbamoylputrescine amidase. The record is from RefSeq and is a predicted model, not a curated record. Bases 264 to 1163 code for a protein of 299 amino acids. The transcript is spliced from 9 exons. Lineage: Eukaryota; Viridiplantae; Streptophyta; Magnoliopsida; Fagales; Juglandaceae. Gene Ontology annotation, molecular function: N-carbamoylputrescine amidase activity.
GUGGGGAACUGGGAACAUAAUCUUAGACCGUACGAUGAAUAACCUUCCGAAACUUUCUUCCCUAGACGCUGUUUGGAUUAUCCAGUUUUAAUUGGUUUGCCCAAAGAAGUUUCGCUCCAAAAUGACAGAGACUCCAAACAUGCCGAGGCCGCACUCAUUUCAGUCAUUUGCACUGCUGCGCAACAAUCAUCAGUUUUUCUGAUGAAGCCUCCUCCUUGACGUGUAGAGAAGAGAGAGAAAGACAGAGAGGGGGGGGCGAGGGAAUGGAAAAAGGGAGAAGAGUGGUGGUCUCAGCUCUGCAGUUCGCUUGCACAGAUGACGUCUCCACAAAUGUCGCCACUGCCGAAAGACUGGUUAGAGCUGCUCAUGAAAAGGGUGCAAACAUUAUUCUAAUACAGGAACUUUUUGAGGGGUACUACUUUUGUCAGGCCCAAAGGGAGGACUUCUUUCAGCGAGCUAAGCCUUAUAAGGGUCACCCAACAAUCCUGAGGAUGCAGAAACUUGCAAAAGAGUUGGGGGUGGUGAUACCAGUAAGCUUCUUUGAAGAGGCUAACAAUGCUCAUUACAAUGCAGUAGCCAUAAUUGAUGCUGAUGGUACAGAUCUUGGACUUUAUAGAAAGUCUCAUAUCCCAGAUAGUCCAGGCUACCAAGAAAAAUUCUACUUUAAUCCUGGUGACACUGGCUUUAAGGUAUUCCAGACUAAAUUUGCAAAGAUUGGAAUCGCCAUCUGUUGGGAUCAGUGGUUUCCCGAGGCAGCCAGGGCUAUGGUUCUUCAGGGUGCAGAGAUAUUGUUUUAUCCUACUGCUAUCGGUUCUGAACCUCAAGAUGAAGAGCUUGAUUCUCGUGAUCACUGGAGGCGAGUAAUGCAAGGGCAUGCGGGGGCAAAUUUGGUACCUAUAGUAGCUUCAAAUCGCAUAGGAAAGGAGGUAAUUGAGAGACAGCAUGGAAAAAGUGAGAUCACAUUCUACGGGAAUUCUUUCAUAGCAGGGCCUACUGGAGAAAUUGUCACAGCAGCUGACGAUAAAGAGGAAGCUGUUCUUGUUGCAGAAUUUGAUCUGGAUAAAAUCAAGUCCAAGAGACAUAGUUGGGGAAUAUUUCGUGAUCGGCGUCCGGAUUUAUACAAGGUGCUUCUGACAUUAGAUGGCAACAACCCUAGACUGUGAUAUUCACCUAUUACUACCUUGUUGAGAUAAUAAAUAUAAGUAAUUUAACAACUUUCAGUAACAAGCAUUCUCCUGGAUCAUAAACUUUACCAGAUCUGGCUUUUGGGGCAGAUUGGGGGUGGGGGGAGUGCAGAGGGCAGAGGAAAACACGAACAACUAGAUAAAUAUAUCAAAUGAAAACAAGUAAAAUUGUUUGGUUGCCUUGCAUUGGAACCUCACAUGUAAUAUGCUUUAUUGAACAGUUAUUAGUAGUGUUAUUAGUGUGUCAGAUAUGCAAAUCAUACAGUUCGAGUAUCUA